UUCAGGGUUCAAGGGAAAGAUCCAGAGCGACAGUCCCAUGUGAUGCUUGUAACCAUACGACAGCAUUCAGAAAGUUUCAGACUAUUGAGUUGUUAAUCCAAGGCUUCAGGUAACUCCAUUCAGCUCUGCAAGUUGUGAUCCAUUUGUAGCUGAGUUAGCUACAGUAAUUUUUAUGUGUUUACUUUACUGUUGAGCUAUCCGUUUAGCUGAUUGCAUUCGGUUAAUGGUGGUUAAUGGCAUUCAGGUUACGGUAUUCAGGUAACUGCAUUUAACCUCAGUUAACUUUUACAGCCAGCCAGUUAGCUGACUGCGUUGAGUAAACGGUGCCUAGCUGCCUUGAGCUUGUCGCAUUCAUCUAACUGCAUUUAACGGCAGUUCAUGGAACGGUUCGGCUAACUGUUGAGCUAAAGGUUCUAACUGCCUGCAGGUUACAGCAUCACCCAACCGCUCAUAUAUAACUCUGUGUAGAAUGUGAAUCCGUCAGCUAACAGCACUGAGCUGACCUUUCAGGUAGGUGCAGAUAGACUUAACGGCCUUAAACUGACCUUAAACCACUAGUACACGGCCCCAGCCUUGCAGUCCAAAACUUGUCGCCACAAGAAAACGAGGCAGAAACGGCAAAUGCGGGCCUGCCGUUGAUAAAUUGGAUCGGCGGUCGCGUUUUCGUUUCGCGCCUCCAGAAUUUGAGGUGUCAGGCACACGCGGGCCUGCCCAUGUACUGGUGCUUUUAACUCGCUGGACUGACUCAAUCAACCGCGUAACUGCAUUUUAAGGGUGUGUCCGAUUCAGCUAACUUGAAAGGGUAUAUAAUGCAGGCUUGGAAAUGAAGGUGGCUCUUGAUCCUGUAAUGCGCUUUUGGAAAUGCAUUUGUGGAAAAUAACGCAAUUUUGGAAAUGCAAUCGGAUCGGAGCAAGUGACGAUUGGAUGGACAGGGGUCUUACUGUUCUCACAGUUCUUCACAAAUGAAGGUAGCUGCCGAUAAAGUUCUGAGGAAAUGGUAAACAUGAAGCUGUAGGGUUUCCACCGCAAUGCAUCCGUUGAUAUCCGUGGAUUGCGAUCCUGAGUUUCCAUCAAGAAGAGUGGUUAGUUUUCACAUUGCGAAAUUGAAAAUUCAGUAGUGUGUUUAAUAUCUUUGCAGUCUCUGAGCGCAGAAAAGUCUUUCUGCAGACAUGGCGUCUGCUGUCGGUGUGGAUACCUUCGCCUCUCUUGAGGGUAGGAAGGCUGUGCACCAGUACAGUAAGGCUUUGGAGGAGGAGGAAGAGCGGUUGGCUCAACUGAAACAGUAUGUAGCCGACAAUGACAGCCUUGCGCGAUUGGUGGUCGAGCUUCCGGACCGAGUCGAUCACAAAGUCAUGGUCCCGUUCGGCAAGAAGGCGUUCUUCCCGGGACGGCUCGUUCACACGAACGAGUUCCAUGUUCUUAUUGGCGAAGGCUAUUAUGUCGAACGAUCGGCACGGCAGACGAUCGACAUCUUGCAAAGACGACGAGGGUACUUGACGUCGAAGGUGAACGCCGUCCAGCUUCAGGUAAACGACCUUCGGAUGCAGCAUUCGUUUGUAGCAGAGACCGUGAAUGCGGAUGGGUUGGGUGUUGUUGAGAUACGCGAGCCGUACGAUGAGGCAGCAGAAAGAACAGAAUCAUCGCGCACAGGAAGUUCUGGAGCACGGAACGGCAUAUCAGAUGGUGUGACAACUGCACCGAGGGAGGCGAAAGGUGCCGGAAGUAAUGAUGGACAGGCUCGGAGUUCUGAGGGUGCAGCGGCGAUGGGAGAAGGCACUGCGGGGAAGACGAGAGAGGAAGACGAGAUUGAGCACAAGCGGUUGAUGGCUCGCUUGGAUGAGCUGGAGAAGUUGGAAGCAAAAGCUGCUGAAGAAGAUGAGGACACGGAAGAAGAUGAGGCUGUGGAGGAAGAAGAUGAGGAUGGCAACAGAGAGACUUAUUUGCGACCUGGUUGGUGGGCAAAGGAAGCAAAUGCAGAUGCCCAUCGUAGUGGGAAGAAACUCUCAAAGCGCCCUGAUGCCCAGGAAGUGGAAGAGGAUGCUGAUGCAUCUGACAUGGAAGAGGAUUAUGACAGUCAGGAGGAGCAAGAGGAUUGGGAGGGGGAAGGAAAAGCAGACGAGGCAGAGGAGGAGGAAGGAGAAGAUGUGGAGGAGGAGGAGGAGGAAGAAGAGGAGGAGGAGGAAGAGGAGGAAGAGGAGGAGGAAGAAGACACAGAGGAGGAAGAAGGCACGGAGGAGGCGGAGGAGGAGGAGGAAGAUGUCGAGGAUGAGAAUCAAGAUGAGGCAGUGGCAGCUGCAGCGGAGUUGGGAUGGAACGGAAGAGAGCGGAUUGAGGGAGAGGAUUUGACCUCUGAUGCAGAGAAUGUGGCUGCGGUUUCAGGACAACUGAAAGUCUUGGAUGUGGCACAACACAAUCCCCAAGUGUCUGGGAUGGACAGGCAAACAACAGUUGAAAGAACGGAUAGCACAGGACGAAGUCGACAG
Chara braunii is the source of this 2483-nucleotide messenger RNA. NCBI's taxonomy places the organism in Eukaryota, Viridiplantae, Streptophyta, Charophyceae, Charales, Characeae. The record is from the annotation of a GenBank genome assembly.